AUGACAACAUGUCGAGGCUAUUUGGGGUCUGCAGCGUUCGAUGGGCACUUGUAUGCAGCAGGAGGAUUGGUAGCGCUGGCCGUUGUCAACGGAAGGCUAUACGCGGUUGGUGGGUAUAAUGGUUCUACCGACUGGACACCGUUGAAGUUUUUGAUCCCGAGGAAAAUCAGUGGAUAA
Ostertagia ostertagi is the source of this 177-nucleotide messenger RNA. Lineage: Eukaryota; Metazoa; Nematoda; Chromadorea; Rhabditida; Trichostrongylidae. The record is from the annotation of a GenBank genome assembly.